Messenger RNA from Hemibagrus wyckioides, 1262 nucleotides. RefSeq names its product neuropeptide Y receptor Y2, like (gene npy2rl). Gene Ontology annotation, cellular component: membrane. Gene Ontology annotation, biological process: G protein-coupled receptor signaling pathway. Gene Ontology annotation, molecular function: neuropeptide Y receptor activity. Bases 1 to 1119 code for a protein of 372 amino acids. The record is from RefSeq and is a predicted model, not a curated record. NCBI's taxonomy places the organism in Eukaryota, Metazoa, Chordata, Actinopteri, Siluriformes, Bagridae. The transcript has 3 exons.
AUGGACGUGUUCGGUUUGGUCAACGGUUCUUCCCGGCCCGUGGUUCUGACCGGUGGUCUGGACUCGCCCGAGGCCUUGCUGACCCGUCCGUUAUUAUUGGACCUGGAAGACAGUACCAAGCAUCUGGGGGUUCAAGUGGUUCUGAUUCUGGCCUACAGCACCAUCAUCCUGCUGGGUGUGGUGGGAAAUUCUCUGGUUAUCUACGUAGUGUACAAAUUCAGAACUCUCCGCACCGUCACAAACUUCUUCAUUGCUAACCUGGCAGUAGCGGACCUGCUGGUCAACAUGCUGUGUCUUCCCUUCACUCUGGCCUACACUUUACUCGGGCAGUGGAAGUUUGGCCAAGCGCUUUGUUUCACUUUACCGUACGCCCAGGGUCUUGCUGUCCAUGUCUCCACUGUGACCCUGAAUGUAAUUGCACUCGAUCGCCACAGAUGCAUCGUUCAUCAUCUGGAAACACGGCUCUCGAAAGUCACCUGCUUUCUGGUCAUUGCUCUCACCUGGGUUGUUAGUGCUGUCCUGGCGAGCCCACUGGCCAUCUUUAGAGAGUAUGGGAUUGUUGAUCUCUCUCCAGGUGAAUCCAUUGAAGUGUGUGGAGAGAAGUGGCCAGGGAGCGGCACGGACAGCACGCUGUACUCAGUCUCCAUGCUGCUGAUUCAGUACGUUUUUCCGCUCGCUGUCAUUUCCUUCGCAUACGUCCGGAUCUGGAGUAAACUGCGUAAUCACGUAAACCCUGCUGGCCGCAACCACGCUCAUCACCGUCUCCAUAAAACCACUAAGAUGCUCGUCACCAUGGUGGUGGUGUUUGCAGUGAGCUGGCUGCCGUUCCAUGCCUUCCAGCUGGCGAUUGACAUUGACAGCAGUGUCCUGGUGAUGAGAGACUUCAGGCUUUUGUACACAGUGUUCCACAUCAUGGCCAUGUGCUCCACCUUCGCCAACCCGCUCCUCUACGGCUGGAUGAACAGAAACUACAGAAGAGCCUUCAUGGCUGUCUUUCCAUGUGAGAAACAGCUGGACUCUGCGCACCCUGAGGGUCACAAUGCUGUGAAGGGUCACACCAAAAAGGCUCUCCAGGUCCAUAAUGGACUUAGAACACAACAUAAUGCCACAGAUGUCUGAGGUAACUUAAAAAUAGUUCAUGCUGAUCAGCCAGACAAAACCCACAUGCAUCAUCAUCAUCAUCUUCAUCACCAUCAUCACCAACAUCGUCAUCAUUAUCUUCAUCAUCAUCUUCAUCACCAUCAUCACCAACAUCGUCAUCA